AUGCCGAUCAUCACCUUCGUCGCGCGCGUCUCGGACGGCAUGCUGCUGGUCGCGUCCAUGGAGUCGAUCGGCGACGCCAACGGGAACCUGGACACGCACAAGCAGCAGGCCAAGCAGAUCAUGAAGCGCCUGGACCAGCGCUCGCCCACCAAGUGCAGCAUCGAGUCGGGCGCCUACACCUUCCACUACUUGAUCCAGGAGGGCGUGUGCUACUUGACGCUGGCGGACCGCGGCUUCCCGAAGCGCCUGGCCUUCUUGUACCUGGAGGAGGUGCACGCCGGCUUCGUGGAGGAGCUGGAGCGCGACAGCGGCAGCAACUGGCGCGACGUGGUCACGACCGUCGCGAGACCGUACGCGUUCAUCAAGUUCGACAAGUUUAUCCAGAAGAAGCGCAAGGAGUACGCGGACCCCAACUCGUCGCAGAACAUGCACCGCCUGAACGACGACCUGGCCGACAUCCACAACAUCAUGCGCAAGAACAUCCAGGAGGUGCUCAACCGCGGCGAGCGCGUCGAACAUGUCUCGCGCAUCUCGUCGAACCUGGCGGACAGGUCGAAGGACCUCAAGUGGGGCGCCAAGAAGCUGCGGAUGCAGGCCAUCUACCGCCAGUAUGGACCCAUCGUCGCCGUCGCGCUCUUCGUGCUGCUCGUUAUUUACAUCAAGUUCUUUUAG
Molecule: messenger RNA, 672 nt
Organism: Phytophthora sojae
Lineage: Eukaryota; Oomycota; Peronosporomycetes; Peronosporales; Peronosporaceae
Exons: 5
Coding region: 1-672 (223 amino acids)
Biological process (GO): vesicle fusion with Golgi apparatus; retrograde vesicle-mediated transport, Golgi to endoplasmic reticulum; endoplasmic reticulum to Golgi vesicle-mediated transport
Cellular component (GO): SNARE complex; endoplasmic reticulum membrane; Golgi membrane
Molecular function (GO): SNAP receptor activity
Source: RefSeq, a predicted model, not a curated record